Messenger RNA from Pimephales promelas (fathead minnow), 3998 nucleotides. The record is from RefSeq and is a predicted model, not a curated record. NCBI's taxonomy places the organism in Eukaryota, Metazoa, Chordata, Actinopteri, Cypriniformes, Leuciscidae.
GAGAAAUGAAUAGGUGACGUAAACUCUCAUUCCGCAGAGUGAAACAAACAUGGCGACAGAAUGCAGUUGGAAAGGGUACACGCUAACUUUAAUGUUGUUCUUUUGGAGUAGAGUCUAUGCGAAUAGAGCGGAAUCCUGGGGGAGCGACAGCCGGAUCCUCGGCAUGCGGUUGGAGAGGAGCGUCAAGCCUGCCACGACCACCGAGGAUGGGAUCAUACAGGUAUCCGAGGACAGCGACAUCCAGCUCAGGUUCUACGGACUGCAGAUCAGCAAUGACACUUGGGAGCAGAUUAAGUUCGUGGAUCAGAGCGAGGGCAGGAGCUCUGACAUCAACACUACUUGUGUUGACUUCACCAAAGACAUCUCCAUCAGCAAAAGUAUGAAUGUCAACAGCCAGGGCACCUCUGGGGUGCUGGGGGUCCAAAUUAAAGCACUUAGGAAAAGUGAGUCCCAGAGGGAAUAUGCGCUGUGCAUCAGACACAGCCAAGAUGGGAAGUGGUACCUGCUGGAAGAAGAUGAUGGAAGGUUGCGCGUGGUGGAGAUGAAGAAGUCGCUGCUUCCCAUUUGGUUCCAGAUCAUCUUGAUAGCCUGCCUCCUGGUGCUCUCAGGGAUGUUCAGUGGUCUAAACCUGGGGCUCAUGGCUUUGGACCCCAUGGAGCUGCGGAUUGUGCAGAGUUGUGGCACUGACAAAGAGAAGAAGUACGCACGCAAGAUCGAGCCCAUACGGAGGAAAGGAAACUACCUGCUGUGCUCUCUUCUCCUCGGGAACGUGCUGGUCAACACCACGCUGACCAUCCUGCUCGAUGAUCUCAUCGGCUCAGGUCUGGGGGCUGUGGUGGCGUCCACCAUCGGGAUAGUCAUCUUCGGCGAGAUCGUUCCUCAGGCGCUCUGCUCUCGCCACGGCUUGGCGGUGGGUGCCAACACCAUCCACAUCACCAAGUUCUUCAUGCUUCUGACCUUUCCAUUGUCCUUCCCCAUCAGCAAACUCCUGGACUGCGUGCUAGGCCAGGAGAUCGGCACCGUGUACAACCGAGAGAAGCUGGUGGGCAUGCUUAAGGUGACCGAACCGUACAAUGACCUGGUGAAAGAGGAGAUGAACAUGAUCCAGGGAGCUCUGGAGUUGAGGACUAAGACCGUGGAGGACAUCAUGACUCCUCUCAGCCACUGCUUCAUGAUCAACAGCGACGCUGUCCUGGACUUCAACACCAUGUCGGAGAUCAUGGAGAGCGGAUACACGCGCAUUCCCGUUUAUGAGGACGAACGGACCAAUAUCAUGGACAUCCUCUUUGUGAAAGACCUGGCGUUUGUGGAUCCGGAUGACUGCACUACGUUGAAGACCAUUACUAAGUUCUACAACCAUCCGGUCCAUUUUGUGUUUCACGACACCAAGUUGGAUUCCAUGCUGGAGGAGUUUAAAAAAGGUAAAUCCCACUUGGCGAUUGUUCAGAAAGUCAAUAACGAGGGCGAGGGAGAUCCGUUCUAUGAGGUGCUGGGAUUGGUCACCCUGGAAGAUGUCAUCGAGGAGAUCAUCAAAUCAGAAAUCCUGGACGAGUCUGACCUCUACACUGAUAACCGCAACAGAAAGAAAGUGGCACACAAUAAGAACAAGCGAGACUUCUCUGCCUUUAAACACGAGAGUGAGUCUAAAGUCAAGAUCUCUCCUCAGCUGCUACUGGCCGCUCACCGCUUCCUAGCAACAGAGGUUAAUUUGUUCAGUCCAUCGCUGAUAUCAGAGAAAAUCCUUCUGCGUAUCCUUAAACACCCUGAUGUGAUCCAGGAGAUCAAGUUCAACGAGAACGAAAAGAAAUCUCCACAUCACUAUCUUUACCUGCGUGGCAAACCCGUGGACUACUUCAUCCUCAUACUUCAGGGUCGUGUGGAGGUGGAGGCUGGGAAUGAAAACAUGAAGUUCGAGACUGGACCUUUCUCUUUCUAUGGAGUCAUGGCUCUCAGCGCUCCAACAUUAGAAUUCCGCUCGCCCUCUCACAUCAGCGGACUCAACCGAUCUGCGUCUCUAAACUACACGGAUCACCCUGAACCUCAGUCUGUUGGUGGCAGCAACACACAGCUCAGCAGCGCUCCAUUGCCACAGUACACACCAGACUUCAAUGUCCGAGCUCUGGCAGACCUACAGUUUGUGAAGAUCACACGCUCUCAGUAUCAAAACGGUCUGAUGGCGUCUCGGCUGGACAGCUCGCCCCAGUCUCCAGACAGCGGACACGGCCGUGUGAACAACAGCACAUCAUCCAUUCCCGAUCCCUCGUCGGAAAACACGCUCGCGCUCACGGAUGCCCCCGACGAGACGACCUCGCUCCUCAUCGAACAGAACAGCCAACCCAUGUGCCAGGCCAACCACAGCACACACAACGAGAGUGCCAUUUGACACACUCACACACAAUUCACCGAUAUCCCACACAAACCCAUUGGACAUUUAGCACUUUUCCCCAGACCCGUUUUAGCGCUAGACAUUACAGUAGAUUACAGAAGAGCAAUAGUUUGCUGAGACAUCUAAAGAAGACUUUGUGUAACACAUUGUGCAAGACGAAGGCACAGAGAAGCCAAAGUGUAUCUGGACUGAGAAAGGACCCCUGUUUCAGACAGACUCUCUGGGGUGUUUUAUAGACUGUGCGAAUAGAGCCGUUUCUAUAUACAUGAAGAUGUUUAUUUUGUCAUUUUUCUAUUGAGGUUGCUCACAGAAACGCGAAUGAGGGAAACCUUUUGUGGAUGCCUUUUUAUUUGGUGUUAGUCCAUAGCUCUGUCAUAUUUGUAUCAAAUUCUAUAUGUGUGUGAGAGUGAAAAUGAAAGUGAGUACACGUGCCAGUGUAUGUUUGUAUAUACGACAACGCAUGAGUCCGAUUUGGCCGUUGCAGCCCACGUAAGCAACAACUCAGGGAGACGCUGAGCUUCACAGACUAAUUGCAUGUUCGAUAAUUCCCUAUUGAUUUACGUGAACCCAUGCGACAAGUGAUCAAAAAAAAGUGAAGCAUGCUGUCGUCAAAUGCACCAAACAGUGAAAUACUAAGAUACACUGCAUCUCAUACACAAGUCAUUUCUAUGUCCGAUAUUUCUGCUGGUUGUCUGUGGAGGUUUGUUCAUGUGAUGCAGUGUUUGUGUAAGUGUAAAAUUGUCCUUUUGUCCAAAGUAAUGCAUCGACUUUUUUUUUUUUUUUACUCCAAAGAGAACAAGCAUUUUGUCGUUGUAGUACAACUGUAAUUGGAGUCACUUUUCUGCACAAGACGUUUCUGUGUGAUUAGAGCUCUCGAACUGUAUCCGUUGCUCCCAUUGGACCAGAGGUAAUCUUAACCAAAAGAAUUUGACUAUUUGCUGUAUUUAUUUAGAAUUCAGUUGAGGUUGUAUAUUUCUUAAAUGAUUUUCUUUUUUAUUAUUAUUUUUGUGUGUGAUUUCUUAAAAUUGCUGUGCGUUUUAUAUGCUGGUUGACAUGGUACAGACUACAAAUUGUAGAUGCCUAAAACUAGGAGAUGGCAGGUUCAGGAAGUGACUUCAUAAAAUGUACUGUUUCUUUGCCUUUUUUUUUUUUUUUUGCCUCUGUUCAAAUCUUUUGCUUUUAUACCAAAUAUGUUUGAAACUGAUGAGAACAUGGAAGGUAUCUUACUUAGUCACAUGGACACAAAAGCCUCUUCAGUUAUGUAGCAUCUCUCGAUUCUGAUAAAAAGGGGUGCAAGAACUGCACUGUGUAUUUCUAAUUUUGCUGUUGACAGCUGCUCAGUGUUUUUUUUUUUUUUUUUUUUUUUGAGAAAACACUCCCUGUUCGUUCAAAUUGUUAUUCAAGUUAUAUCCUGUCCUUCUCAAAUUAGUCAUGAAAUACAUUGUGAGUUAACACAGAUUAUUUUUGUUUCUUUAAUGGAAACUGAAGGUGUUAAUUCUAGGGUAUUGAUUCUUUUUAUACUGUAUUUUUCCAAGUUAUUUUGUGGUUUGGGAAAGGUCUUCUUUUAGAUGAUCUGAGUUUGGCUAUUAAAUUAUUUAUUUAAUCAGUGUAA